AUGUCCUCGCCACCGCCCACUCUGACCCUCCCGCUGCCGACCGUGAUGACCGCCCCGAUAGCCACCAUGGCCAGCGCCCCGCUCUUGCCGGUGCCGGUCACCUCCGCCGCGCCCCUCCCCGUCGUAUUCACCCCGGAGGAGAUGACGACUCCCAGCCGGGAUCUAACCCAGGCGGUCACGGGCAUCUACACGUUUCUCGCGAGAUGCUAUGGGUCGCAGCCCCCUGUGCCAUUCGCCAACGCCCUGCCGCCGCAGCAGCCGCCUUCCUCGACGACCCUCGUCGCCGCCGCCAUGCAGCAGCUGCCAUGGCAGCCGCCACCGGCCACGAACCCCGGCGCCUCCACCAUGCAGCAGGGGCAACAGCUACAGCUGCCGCCACCGGCAACCGCGGCCCUUGGCAUCCCGACGACGGACCCGGGGGUGCCCAUCCACCAGGUCCGGUUUCCCCCGUCGCCGUCUCCGUUACCGGCCUGGCUCGCUGGGUCCCUUGAGCAGGUCUACAUGACGGCCUCGGUCGGGCCGCACAUGCUGCCCCCACCGGCGACGCACCCGGCCAUGCAGUUUGGUGGGUCCUCGGGCUACGCCGAGCCCUUCGCCAGCGUCGAUGGGCCCCUGUUCCAGGAUGGCACCCUGAUGCCUGCCUGUUCGGCCUCGUCAUCCUCGAUGCGCCGUGCUGACGAGGCGCACCCGCCCGUCGUCCAAUUCCAGUCGCCGCCGAGAUUCUCCAAGCUGGAGUUCGCGACCUAUGACGGCACUGUCGACCCCCUGAAUUGGCUCAACCAAUGCGACCAAUUUUUUAGGGGAUAA
Messenger RNA from Aegilops tauschii subsp. strangulata, 807 nucleotides. The record is from RefSeq and is a predicted model, not a curated record. NCBI's taxonomy places the organism in Eukaryota, Viridiplantae, Streptophyta, Magnoliopsida, Poales, Poaceae.